Molecule: messenger RNA, 1107 nt
Organism: Diaporthe citri
Lineage: Eukaryota; Fungi; Ascomycota; Sordariomycetes; Diaporthales; Diaporthaceae
Exons: 2
Coding region: 1-1107 (368 amino acids)
Biological process (GO): mitotic intra-S DNA damage checkpoint signaling; mitotic DNA replication checkpoint signaling; telomere maintenance
Cellular component (GO): nucleolus; site of double-strand break; checkpoint clamp complex
Source: RefSeq, a predicted model, not a curated record
AUGAGGUUCAAGACGGAGCUGAAGAACAUACGCACGUUCAACAAGCUGAUCGCCGCCCUGAACACGCUCGAAAAGAUCGCCUGGGUCCGCCUCGACGAUGACACGGCGCGCUUCACAGUGAUUCCCGAGACGGGAUCCCAAGUCUGGGCCUCCCUGUCCAUGGACUUCAUCUUCAACGACUACCACAUCCAGUCUGCCGAGCCCUCCAACACAAUCAACCUCGAACUGCCCCUCGGGCCUCUCCAGCGCGCCCUCAAGUCCGCCAUCAACAGCGACCAUGCGACGCUGCGCCUCACAAAGAAGGAUGGCAUACCUGUGCUGUCUAUGACCAUCCACACCACCCCCGAGCAGCGCUCAAACAACCCUCCGCCAGCGGCUGCAUUCCAAAACCGCCGCGGAGGCGCAGAUAGUGGCCACAGAGGUGGCGGCGGUGGUGACGAGUACGACGACGACGACCCCUUUGGCGAAGCCGACGUGGAGGCUCUCGAGCUGACGAUGAAGCGCGAGCGCGAGAAGGUGAUCACGCACGACAUUCCGGUCAGGGUGCUGCACCCGGACACGGUCGAGACCAUCAUGCAGCCCAAGGUGCGCGAGCCCGACGUGCACAUCCAGCUGCCCCCGCUCAUGCAGCUCAAGGCCAUCUCGGACCGCUUCACCAAGCUGGCCCUGACCACGUCCGGCGGCGGCGGCGGAGCGGGUGGCGCCCGGGGCGGGGCGGGCGCCGCGGGCGCCAACGGGCCGAAGCUGGAGCUGUCAGCCAACAUGCACGGCAGCCUCCGCCUGCGCAUCGCCACCGACGCCCUGGACAUCGAGAGCGUGUGGCGCGGCCUGGACAACCCGGAGCUGGACCCCACGCAGCUGGCCGUGCCGCUCGAGGAGCACCCCAGCACGCGCUUCCGCGAGGCCGGGCCCGACAGGUGGGCGACGGUGCGCGUCGACGGCAAGGACUGGAGCAGGGUGCUGAGCGUGGGCCGCCUCGAGGGCCGCGUCAUCGCGUGCUUUGCCGACGACCACGCGCUGAUCCUGUACGCGUACGUGCCGCAGUUCGACGAUGCCACUGCCGAGGAUGCUGUCGUCACCUACUAUGUUUCUUCGUACAGUGCUUGA